Messenger RNA from Cetraspora pellucida, 1605 nucleotides. The record is from the annotation of a GenBank genome assembly. NCBI's taxonomy places the organism in Eukaryota, Fungi, Glomeromycota, Glomeromycetes, Diversisporales, Gigasporaceae.
GUUUUUAAUAGUUGGGAUGUUGCUAUAGAAGAAAUUGAGAAAUAUGCAUGUUGUAAAGGAUUUGGGACUAGGCGUCUUUGUGUAGAAAAAUUAGAAAAUGGUGAUGUUCAGCGAUGCACAAUAGUGUGUGAACACUUUGGUUGUCCUGAACAAACGAAAAGUAAGAACUCGCAAAAUAAAACUACAUCUAAACAUAUAGGAUGUACCUGGCAAAUAAAUAUUUCUUACCCAGAAAAAGAAAAUCCACAUAGGCUUAUUUAUGUCACAAAAAUAGUUGACAAGCAUAAAAAUCAUGAGCUUAACCCACCAUAUCUGGACUGGGAUCCUAAUACUAAGUGUCUUCAUCAGUUAUUUUAUAUGUCACCUGAGCAGAUUGAACUCUGGUUAAAAUUUAAUGAUGUUGUUCUUAAUGAUUGCACAGUGGCAACAAACUGUUAUAAAAUGGCACUAUCAAUUUUUUUAAUUGUUGACAAUUAUUUACACUUAUGUAUGGUAGUGCAAGCACUCAUAGAUGAUGAAAUGAUGGAAUCUCAUAGUUGGAUUUUUCAGAAUAUAAAGAAUGCCACACGUAAUGCUGUUUCACAUGCAAUUUUUACUGAUGUGGAUCUAGCUGUUUCUGCAGCAAUUCGUGAUGAGUUUUCUACAACAAAAUCUCUUCAUUGUAUGUUUCAUAUCUCUCAAAAUCUAUUUUCAAAUCUUAAAAGCUGCCUUGGAAAUCAAUAUAAUGAAUUUAUUCAGGAUUUCUACGAAAUGCAAAAAUCACUAUUUGAGGUUAUAUUUGAGUAUAAAUGGAUACAGUUGGUUAACAAAUAUAAUAAUAAUAAGAUCGUUAGUUAUUUACAACGUGCUCUUUAUUCAAGCAAAGAAACUUGGACAAAAGCUUUUGUCUUAACUUCAUUUACAGCUGAGAUGUCCUCAACUUCUCGAGUAGAAAGCUACAAUGCAAAAAUAAAGUGCUUAAUUUUUAAUACAAAUACAAUACUUUUAAGGCUUGCAGAUGUGUUGUCAACAUGUAUAUAUGAAGAAGACAUAAAAACAGAAUAUUUUCUUUUUCAUGCCUCAGUCCUCAGAGCCACUUUAUUUUCAAUUGCAGAAACUAUACUACCAAAUGUUUGUCAAUUAUUAAAAAAGUAUUUAACAGAAGAGGCACAAAAAAUUCAAGAAAAUCAAAUAAUUCAAGCCCUUCAUUAUCAUGUUAAUCUUAAUAAUUCUAACCUGUUCAAUAAUGAAAACCUUACUACUAUUAUUGCAAAGGCUUCUCUUGACCUUGUUGAUACCAGAAAGGCACGAGCAGCUACACUUUUGGCAAUUAAAAAUCGUGACAACAAACUUAUUGAAAUUUUAGAUGAAUAUUUAAAAGAGCAACAAGUAGAAAAGUCUAAUGUGGAUAAUGAUGAAGAAAGUUGUAACGAAUCUGAUAAAGAAAAUUUUAGUGCCAAAGAUUUAGUAAAUUCUCAUAAACACAAAGGAAAGGGAAGGCCAAAAAAAACAGAUAGAAAACAAUGCACAUAUGAACCACCAAAAAAAAGUAAAAAACAGAAAUUCCGAUGUGGCAUUUGUAAUGGCUUAGGUCAUAAUCGAAGAAGUUGUGAAGAAAAACAAUGA